AUGUCUUCUCAGAAUGAACGUAUCGAACACGCCUUAGCCGUAAUUGAAGCGAGCUUAGCCCAAUUCGUUCAAGAUUUUCAUAAUGCGAUAAUGCAAUAUCAACAAUGGCGACAAGAGCAGCUACUGCAACAAGUGGCGGGUCAGCUACAACAACAGCAAGAGCCGCAACAUGACACUAUGAUGACAACAGUGGGUUCAGCACUCGAAGCCGCCAACAUUGCUUCUCGUUCCACUGCAGCCACCAUAGCAUUGGCAUCGGAUGGCCUUCAAGAACGCUUCCCUGGCAACUCUCAAGCCCUCGCGUUCCGGGCAAUUCAGAAUGAAGAACGACGACGACGACGACAACCACAUGCGGAAACUAUCUAUGCGGAUCAUUAUAACGAAGAAGAUAGACAAGUUGACGACAACACCGACAAUGAAGGAAAUAAUUCACUGGCGCAAGAACAGGAUCAACUACCUACUCCUCCAGCAAGCAACGAUCAAUAA
Molecule: messenger RNA, 486 nt
Organism: Zychaea mexicana
Lineage: Eukaryota; Fungi; Mucoromycota; Mucoromycetes; Mucorales; Lichtheimiaceae
Exons: 3
Coding region: 1-486 (161 amino acids)
Source: RefSeq, a predicted model, not a curated record